Molecule: messenger RNA, 1699 nt
Organism: Haliotis rufescens (red abalone)
Lineage: Eukaryota; Metazoa; Mollusca; Gastropoda; Lepetellida; Haliotidae
Product: 14-3-3 protein beta/alpha-like
Exons: 6
Coding region: 143-868 (241 amino acids)
Biological process (GO): signal transduction
Cellular component (GO): cytoplasm
Source: RefSeq, a predicted model, not a curated record
AGCAGACAGAAUGGCCCUUACUGAGGAGAAAGUAAUGCUAUCUUUUGUAGAGCUUUAGCUGUGUGGGAUACAUGCAGUGAGAGUUAAGUGACGUACCUACAAUACUACCACGCAAGGUGACAGACAUUAUUACUACCCAAACAUGGCUUUAAACGAACAAGAGAGGUUGCUUCUGAAACUGAAGAUCGCGGAGAAUACCGAACGAUACACGGACAUGCUCGAAGUAGUCAAACGUUUGGCCCGAGAGUACCCGGAAUAUUUCAUAAAAGAAGGUCAGCUGAAGUUCCUGUCGAUCGCCUACAAGAACUGUGUUGGACACCGGCGGUGCUCUUGGAGGAUCAUCAACAGUCUGCCCGAGGUCACCAACGAGAGGAAGAAAGACAUCACCAGGCGCUACUUGGCAAACAUUGAAGAUGAGCUCACAAAGUUCUGCACAGAGAUAGUGGAAAUUAUCGACAAACAUCUACUCCAAGUUGCAACUACGAUGGAAGUGAAGGUGAGCCUUCUGAAAACCAAGGGAGAUUACUGUCGCUAUAUGGCGGAAAUUCAAACAGCCGACAAAAAAGCAGCGUCAGUGAAAAAUGCUGAGGAGUUUUAUAAGGGAGCUAUGUCUGAAGUGGAGAAGGAAAUGCCUCCGACCCACCCAGAGAAGCUUGGCCUGGCUCUCAACAUGUCCGUGUUCUACUAUGAGAUCGCAGAGAACCGCCACCACGCCUGCAAAUUAGCCAAAUCGGCGUUCGACGCGGCCAUUGCUGAUCUGGACAACAUGGAUGAAACCAACUACAAGAGCAGUACACAGAUACUUCAACUCAUAAGGGACAAUUUGACGUUAUGGACUUCGGAGGACCCGGAUGACAGUACAGAUUGACGUUGAAUCCAGUACAUCAAAUAUAGAAAAUUUACCAUCACUUUACUAAGCUUACAUUAUAUACUGAACAUAUUGAUUUUUGAAAGCGUUCUGAGCAUACCCUUUAUGUAAUCGAAUUGAUCAUUACAAUGCCUUUGUUGACAACAUUUGCUAAAAUCAAUAGAAGCAUUAUGUUGAAUGAGCUAGCUGAAAGUUUCAAUUGAUCACCUAAAGUAUUAUUUGUUAACAGUAGUAUAAAUCAAUAAAGCUUAUGCUGACCUUACUUAAGGAGAAUGUAAAAUAUCACAACUCUCCAUUCCACAAUCCAUGUAUAUCCUUCGUAUAUAUGCUGUUGGUAUUGGAUCUUUGAACAGAGAUAGUGAUACAGUGUUAUCUGACUGCACGUCUAGUCUGUGUAAUUAUAUACAAAAACAUUGCAAUGUAAGAUUGAACGUUAAUCUGGAAAUUUGUUUAUACGGACAAUUUCACUCAGUCUGGAUAAAAGGGCUUCUUUUUAUACAUUCAUUGCAACACGUCAAUCUACGUCUCGCUCAUUAUAUUUUACUAUAUUAAUUCAUAGAUAUUUCCUUCAAAUGAACUACAGUAAACUACGCUUAUAACGAACACAAACGGACUACUAAUUUUAAUUCGUAAUAACCAUAGUUCGUUACAAGCAUAUAUGCAGCAUAUGUACAACAAAUGGCCGGGACUAAAAUUAAGUUCGUUUUAUCGGUCAGUUCGUAAUAAACGUGUUCGUUAUAAACGUAGUUUACUGUAUAUGUGUGAGGUUGUAGUGAGAUCAGUCCCAUUAUCGUUGCUGUUUAUGGGAGAAUAAAGUGUUGAUAUUCUGAA